AUGACAGCACCGGCGGUAGGGAUUGACUUGGGCACCACCUAUUCGUGCGUUGGAGUGUUCCUCAAUGGAAAGGUCGAGAUCAUUGCCAACGACCAAGGAAAUCGGACUACGCCGAGCUACGUCGCGUUUAACGACGCGGAGAGGUUAAUCGGCGAUGCAGCCAAGAACCAAGUAGCUAUGAACCCCACGAACACGAUCUUUGACGCGAAGAGGCUGAUUGGCAGACGUUAUGACGAUCCAUCAGUGCAAGCUGACAUGAAACAGUGGCCGUUCACCGUGGUUAACGACGGAGGAAAACCGAAAAUCCGAGUCCGAUACAAGGACGAGGCGAAGUCCUUCUUCCCGGAGGAGAUCUCGUCGAUGGUUCUGACGAAGAUGAAGGAAACGGCGGAAGCUUAUUUGGGGAAGUCCGUCACGAACGCGGUGAUUACGGUACCGGCGUACUUCAACGACUCCCAGCGGCAGGCGACCAAGGACGCCGGUACUAUCUCCGGCUUGAAUGUCCUGAGGAUCAUUAACGAGCCGACUGCCGCAGCUAUUGCUUACGGCCUCGACAAAAAGGGACGCGGUGAAAGGAACGUCCUGAUCUUCGAUCUCGGCGGCGGCACUUUCGACGUAUCGAUACUCACUAUCAACGACGGCAUAUUCGAGGUAAAAGCGACAGCCGGCGACACCCAUCUAGGUGGCGAAGACUUCGACAGUCGCAUGGUGAUACACUUGGCGCAAGAGUUCUCGAGGAAGUUCAAGAAGGACCUGACGACGAACAAACGAGCGAUCCGUCGAUUGAGAACAGCGUGCGAGCGUGCCAAGAGAACCCUGUCCUCGUCGACUCAGGCCAACAUCGAAAUCGAUUCCCUGCUCGAUGGCAUCGACUUUUACACGUCUAUCACGCGCGCCCGUUUCGAGGAGCUCAACCAAGAUCUCUUCAAGAGUACGUUACAGCCGGUCGAGGAAGCUUUGCGCGACGCCAAGAUGGACAAAUCACAGAUUCACGACAUCGUCCUCGUCGGUGGCUCCACCAGAAUCCCACGAAUCCAGAAGCUUCUUCAGGAUCUUUUCAACGGAAAGGACCUUAACAAAUCGAUAAACGCGGACGAAGCCGUGGCGUACGGGGCGGCCGUGCAGGCAGCCAUAUUGCAGGGCGACAAGUCCGAGACCGUACAGGAUCUACUAUUGCUGGACGUGACUCCGCUGUCCCUGGGGAUAGAGACCGCCGGAGGCGUGAUGACCGCCCUCAUCAAACGCAACACCACGAUCCCGACCAAGCAGACGCAAACUUUCACUACCUAUUCGGACAAUCAGCCGAGCGUUCUGAUCCAGGUUUACGAGGGGGAGAGAGCGAUGACCAAGGACAACAACCUUCUGGGAAAAUUCGAGCUUUCUGGGAUUCCGCCGGCGCAUCGAGGCAUACCGCAGAUCGAAGUGACCUUCGACGUCGACGCGAAUGGUAUCUUGAACGUGUCCGCCGUGGAGAAGUCGACGCACAAGGAGAACAAGAUAACGAUAACCAACGACAAGGGACGGCUCACCAAGGAGGACAUAGAACGAAUGGUGAACGAAGCGGAAAGAUACCACGCGGAGGACGAGUCGCAGAAGGAGAAGAUCACUGCGAAGAACAACUUGGAGUCGUACUGCUUCAACAUGAAGAAUACCAUCGAGGAUGGAAAAGUGAAGGAGAAGAUCGCGGAAGGAGACCGGAAACGUAUAGCUGACAAGUGCAACGAAAUUAUCAAGUGGCUCGAUACCAACAACUCCGCCACUAAGGAGCAGUUCGAGCAUAAACUGAGAGAUGCUGAAAAAGUUUGCAAACCCAUCAUUACGAAAUUUUAUAGCGCCGCAGGGCAAACGGACAGUUCCUCGAACGGUCCAACGAUAGAGGAAGUGGAGUGAAUGUGUACCCUCGGUCGAUAACACCACGUACCGCCGGUGCUUCGAUCUAAAAUUUUCGCGUGAAUUCAAAAUUUAUGGUCGCCACUCUAGAUUGAACAAACAAUUUCAUUUGUAGAUUCAGGAUAACUUAAUAUUUACAACUGGAAUAGUUUGCAUGGUUGUAUUAUAAAAUAAAUGGCUCACGUC
Messenger RNA from Heterotrigona itama, 2076 nucleotides. Lineage: Eukaryota; Metazoa; Arthropoda; Insecta; Hymenoptera; Apidae. The record is from the annotation of a GenBank genome assembly.